AGUCAUUACCACUCACACUGUACUUCCAGGGAGACACCGAUUAUGAGAAGAGAAACUCAGCGCUGGGGAAGAAGAAAUGUUCUCGGAAAUACUAUUGUAGUCAAAUUGUGAUUUGUUGUUGGUAAAUUCCUUUUAUCAUCUGAGAUGCCUUCCAGUAAAUGAAAUGCAACUGGGAGAAAAUUAAGUUUCAAUUACAAAUGGAAGCAUUGCUGAUUUGUACACAUGAAAGGGACCUGAUAGAUCUCAAGUCUGUCUGUGCCGUAUAGCUGCACAGACUGCCUGAAGUUACAUUUAGAGACUGAAAUCACUGCACCUUAAAAACAAAAGAUUGAGCUGCACUGCAUCCCCGCUGAUUCACCAUCACUAACUGAAUAUUCCUCUCACGACAUUGCUGCCUGCAGUGGCUGGCACUUUUCCUCCACGUUUUGAGAGCAAGAGAAUUGGCUGGAAUAAAACCUUGCUUUCCAUAUGGUCAACUUGAAAUACUGCAUAGAAAAGGUAUCGUCUCUUCUUCUUUUCUGAAACCAGAGUUCCUUGACCAUCAGUCUGUGGCCUGCCCCUUCUCUUUAUAUGCAGUCACUCUCUGUCCCCUGCCCCAAUGAACAUCUGCACUAGGCCCAAGCCUUGGAGUGACUUACCUGAAGAGUGACACCAUUUAUUUGGAAACUACUAUGAGGAAACUGAAGCCCAGAGAGGUGAAGUGAGGUGCCCAAGGCCACACAGCAAGUUAGAGGCACAGCUAGUACCGUAGCUCAAGUCUCCUGACUCCCAGUCCAGUGCUCCUCCCAUUACUCCACGGGUCCUGUCUCUAAGCUUCCUGACAAAUGCUAGAACGGAAGAAACCCAAGACAGCUGAAAACCAGAAGGCAUCUGAGGAGAAUGAGAUUACUCAGCCGGGUGGAUCCAGCGCCAAGCCGGGCCUUCCCUGCCUGAACUUUGAAGCUGUUUUGUCUCCAGACCCGGCCCUCAUCCACUCAACACAUUCACUGACAAACUCUCACGCUCACACCGGGUCAUCUGAUUGUGACAUCAGUUGCAAGGGGAUGACCGAGCGCAUUCACAGCAUCAACCUUCACAACUUCAGCAAUUCCGUGCUCGAGACCCUCAACGAGCAGCGCAACCGUGGCCACUUCUGUGACGUGACGGUGCGCAUCCACGGGAGCAUGCUGCGCGCACACCGCUGCGUGCUGGCUGCCGGCAGCCCCUUCUUCCAGGACAAGCUGCUGCUGGGCUACAGCGACAUCGAGAUCCCAUCCGUGGUGUCAGUGCAGUCGGUGCAAAAGCUCAUUGACUUCAUGUACAGCGGCGUGCUGCGCGUCUCGCAGUCGGAAGCGCUACAGAUACUCACGGCCGCCAGCAUCCUGCAGAUCAAAACAGUCAUCGAUGAGUGCACGCGCAUAGUGUCCCAGAAUGUGGGCGAUGUGUUCCCGGGGAUCCAGGACUCGGGCCAGGACACGCCGCGGGGCACUCCCGAGUCAGGCACCUCGGGCCAGAGCAGCGACACCGAGUCAGGGUACCUGCAGAGCCAUCCGCAGCACAGCGUGGACAGGAUCUACUCCGCGCUGUACGCAUGCUCCAUGCAGAAUGGCAGUGGCGAGCGCUCCUUCUACAGCGGUGCGGUGGUUAGCCACCACGAGACUGCGCUCGGCCUUCCCCGAGACCACCACAUGGAAGACCCCAGCUGGAUCACUCGCAUCCACGAGCGCUCACAGCAGAUGGAGCGCUACCUCUCCACCACCCCCGAGACCACGCACUGCCGCAAGCAGCCCAGGCCUGUGCGCAUCCAGACCCUGGUGGGUAAUAUCCACAUCAAGCAGGAGAUGGAGGACGAUUACGACUACUAUGGGCAGCAAAGGGUGCAGAUCUUGGAGCGCAAUGAAUCCGAAGAGUGCACGGAAGACACCGACCAGGCCGAGGGCACCGAGAGUGAGCCCAAGGGCGAAAGUUUCGACUCGGGUGUCAGCUCCUCCAUAGGCACCGAGCCUGACUCCGUGGAGCAGCAGUUCGGGCCUGGGGCAGCUCGGGACGGCCAGGCUGAACCCGCCCAGCCUGAGCAGGCUGCAGAAGCCCCUGCGGAGGGCGGCCCGCAGCCCCACCAGCCAGAGACAGGUGCCUCCUCUCCAGAAAGAAGCAACGAGGUGGAGAUGGACAAUACAGUCAUCACUGUCAGCAACAGCUCUGACAAAAGCAUCCUGCAGCAGCCUUCAGUCAACACGUCCAUCGGGCAGCCAUUGCCAAGUACCCAGCUCUACUUACGCCAGACAGAAACCCUCACCAGCAACUUGAGGAUGCCUCUGACCUUGACCAGCAACACACAGGUCAUUGGCACAGCCGGCAACACCUACCUGCCGGCCCUCUUCACUACCCAGCCCGCGGGCAGCGGCCCCAAGCCUUUCCUCUUCAGCCUGCCACAACCCCUGGCAGGUCAGCAGACCCAGUUUGUGACAGUGUCCCAGCCCGGCCUGUCGACCUUUACUGCACAGCUGCCAGCGCCACAGCCCCUGGCCCCAUCUGCAGGCCACAGCACAGCCAGUGGGCAGGGCGAAAAAAAGCCUUAUGAGUGCACUCUCUGCAACAAGACUUUCACCGCCAAACAGAACUACGUCAAGCACAUGUUUGUACACACAGGUGAGAAGCCCCACCAAUGCAGCAUCUGCUGGCGCUCCUUCUCCUUAAAGGAUUAUCUUAUCAAGCACAUGGUGACACACACAGGAGUGAGGGCGUACCAGUGUAGCAUCUGCAACAAGCGCUUCACCCAGAAGAGCUCUCUCAAUGUGCACAUGCGCCUCCACCGGGGGGAGAAGUCCUAUGAAUGCUACAUCUGCAAAAAGAAGUUCUCCCACAAGACCCUCCUAGAGCGACACGUGGCCCUGCACAGUGCCAGCAACGGGACCCCUCCCGCAGGCACGCCCCCCGGAGCCCGCGCUGGCCCCCCAGGGGUGGUGGCCUGCACGGAGGGGACCACUUACGUCUGCUCCGUCUGUCCCGCAAAGUUUGACCAAAUUGAGCAGUUCAACGACCACAUGAGGAUGCACGUGUCUGACGGAUAAGUAGUAUCUUUCUCUCUUUCUCAUGAACAACACAAAAGAAACAAACACACACACAAAAGCUAUGGCACUAGAAUUUAAGAAAUGUUUUGGUUUCGUUUUUACUUUCUCAUUUUUGUUUUUGUUUUGUUUCAUUUUGUACUACAUGAAGAACUGUUUUUUGCCUGCUGGUACAUUACAUUUCCGGAGGCUCGGGUAAAUAAUAGUUUUCCCAGCCUCCCUCGGAUGGUGGCCUUAAGGCCUGGUAGUGCUUCAAGAGGUCCACUGGUUGGAUCUCUAGCUACUGGCCUCUAAAUACAACCCUUCUUUACAAAAAAAAAAUAUUUUAAAAAAAGUAAAAAAAAAUUUUUUUUUCACUUGUGAAGAGCACUACAAAAAUAUAUAACAAAAUCUAAAAGGCCGACUGUCUUUAAGUACACCGCUUGCAGUGUUUCAGUGGACAUUUUCACAAUUCUGGCCGCUUGGACUUCACAGUAACCAGUUAAAACUGUGGAAUGUCACUUCUGGUUGAAAACCCAGAGGAAAGGCCCUGCUGUUUCCACCUACCACGAUGUCUGAUUUCAUAAAAGGGCUGUGGAGGCGGGAAGGGGCAGUGGGUUUGGUGAUGUGGGAAAGGCGAACGGCAGGCUUCUCCCCAGCUUCUGCCCAGGUCCACACACCCUGGCCCACCUCCUCCAUGUCCCCGCUUUCAGCAGAAGCCAGGAAGACGUGGACAAGCAUCAAGCAACAGUGGCUAUCGUAUUUAUUCAGUGUCUUCGCUGAGCCACAGCCUCAGCACAAUCAAGAGGGACUUUCAUGAAAGGCAGGAAUGCAGAUAAAACAAAGAUAUCAGAGGUUUGCACCUACGUUUCUAGGUACAAGAGAAGGAUUAUUUCCAACAAUCUUUGCAAAAAAAAAAAACAAAAACAAAAAAGUCAGGAUAUAUUCUUGUGGAGAGAAAAAGAAAGAGGAAUGGAGGGUGGGGGGAAUAAUAAAAAGUUCUUGAGGCUUUUUUAAUUCAAAAUUUUAUAGAGGGGCAAAAGUGACGUUUACCAGAUAGAAUGCUGAUUUUUUUAAUAUAUUUACAACAGUAUUUGUGUAAAAAAAAACAAAAAAGUGAGAUUGUUAAAAGUCAUUUUUUUCCAUUUUGGGUUUGCAUACACUGCCACCAAUCCCUUCUCUUUUAUUUUAUUUCACACACAUAUAUAUAUUUUUUGGUAAGUCAAGACUGUUAAGGUUAGCGAUACUGCUUCCAGAUAGAAAGAAUAAAAGGCAAUUAUAGUUAUAUUUGAAAGAGAGGAAGGAUAUUUUCUUCAUAUUUUUUUUAAUUUUUCUUAAUUUUUAUUUUAAGUAUUGCCUGGGUUGAUGAGGGCCCCUGGGCCCGCCCAUCCCUGCUGUAAUUUGAACUGCUGCUUUGUAUUUUGAUAUGUAGUUCCUUGACUUUUAGCAAGCUUAGGUUGCUCCACUGAAUAUUUCGUUCAAAUGAUCCAUUUAGAACUCUGUUCUUUUUCAUGGGAGGGACUUCAGCUUUCAGAAAUAGAUUUCUUGGUUCUCUAAAAGUUCAUUGAUUCUAGGAUUUCUAUUGACUUUUCUUUUUUCUUUGAUGAAACACUAGUGGGUUAGAGGUCUUGACAAAUGGACUCUUUCCCUUUGUGGUCAGCCCGGAGGAGGAGUUCACCAGACUCUGCCGUAGCUCCUCACCCUUCACAGCUACAGAGAGCAGAGAUAUCCAAAACCUGUUGCAGAGCAGGACGCCUUGAUGCCAAAAUUACUUUCUUCCUUUCAAAUAUUACCUUCCAACUAUUUACACCAUGGUUGAGAGGGCAAAGUAAGAUGAUCGUUCUUUAGUUGAUUUAUUAACCUUUGCUUUUUGGAAAGGUUUUAAAGAAAGGAACAAAAAUUUCCCAGAUGCCAACAUCCAUCAUUCAAAGGCCACCAAUCCACUGCAUCAUCCUAGGUGCCACUCUCUCUUCCUAGUUGGGAUUUCUCUCCUCAGUCCUGAUCAAGAUAUUAUAAUAGAGAUUUUCCCAUUUGCACCAGACAGUGUCUGGAAGGGAUUCCAACUCCAAUGUAGAGUUUUUAAACCUAUCAGAAAUGCCAAAGGUGAUUACAUUGCUGGGCAUAUGUUUAACACACUUAAGAGGAAAAUUAGUACUCCAAACAAAGCAGAAACACCAAACUAGAAUUUUAAAAGAGAAGAAAAUAGAAUAUUUUAGUUUUAAAAUUACUUCGUAUUUUAACUACUUUUUCUUUCAGCAACUUAUUUUCAAAAACUGUGCAGCAAAGGAAGUCUUCCAAGGGAAGCAACUCUGUAAUGACUAAAAUGGUUUUACCCAUAUAGUUUAGAUUUUUGGUUAAUUCGGAUCUUUUCCAGAAGUUCUCGUUGAUGUUUAGUAGAGUUAGUGCAGCUGGAGAAUAUGUGAGCUUGAUUCGUUCCCAUGGUCCUUAAUUCAGUAAAUAUUUUGCUAGAGGUUUUAAUGUACAUUCGGAUGGUUAAUUGACUGUUGUAUAUCACCCAUCAUGAUUUCUAAGUGGAGUCCUGCCAAGAACUGUGUGUCCAAAAUUGACCUGUUUUAAAAGUUAGUAAAAAACAGCUUCAGAACUAAGAAGAAGUCCACUCUUCUCUCGCUAAUUUGGCUUUUUAAAAUAGCAAUGUGGAAAGACUCUCUAUUUCCACUUAAUACCAACAGAGGGAGCAUCAGUUAAUUAACCAUGUCAUGGAACUCUUGAUAUUUUGAAAACAAGUUAUUCAGCCCACGAAAUAAAAAAGAAAAAAUUGACGUUAAAAGAAAAAAUUGUUUUAAUCUAGAGGGAAAUGACAUGAUAGCACUCAGCAUACAUUAUAAACGAACAAAGGCCAAAAGCCACUUUAAAAUAUUUUCAAUCAUUUCACAGUAGCUUUUAAAACUGUGUCCUUAUUUAAACCUUAGCAAAUUAGACAGAAUUCAUGAUACCUCCAGAAGACUUGAUCCUAGAUGAUGCCCUUAUGGGCCACACGUAGCUUUCUGCUUCUCAAAUUCAAAGGAGAUUCAUCUGCCUUAAUACUGAUUUGCCAUGUAAAAAGCUAAGCAAUUGGAUUAAGGAACAUGUAGGGGGAAAAGUUCCAACUGGGCUUGAAAAGCUAAUAUUCAUUCCUUCAAAGGAAGUAUCUCUUUUUUAAAAAUGUCGGAGGAUCCCUAAAGAAUUCUGGCAGGGUCGCGUUCUCAUUAUGACACCAUGGACCAUUCAAGUUUGCAUAGCUGUAGACUUUUCCUGCAUGUCUUCUUGUGCGUCUCUUCCUCCCAAACACCUCACAGCCCAACGCUGAUGACAGGUUGUUCUCUGGACAGAUGAAGAAGCUGGACUGGAGUGGAAGGUCUAAUCUGAAGGAGCUGUGUAACUGCUGCAGAGCCAUUGCCGUAUGUUCUGGCCUCUGAAAGGGCUGCUUUCCAAACUGAGCUACAUUCUAGAGCACAAACCAGUCAUUCCUAUUUCAAAAGGACAGAGGUGCUUUUAGGUGGCCAGUCUUUACUUUUAAAUAAUCACAGACAUCUUAGGAAAUGGGGAAACAUUUUGCUUCUAGAAUAGAAGAUGACCAUGAAUCCUUCUAUUUCUUGACUUCAGACCCAACAAUUGCCUUGCAUUUAGUGCUUCAUGCUAGGACACUACAAGUGCUAGGGAAGUUUUUGUCAGUAGCCGGGGAAAACGCGUAGGGAACAUGGAAGCAAGUGUCCCACAUUGAACAUCUCUUAGGCUGCGUAUGGGAUGAAUACAAGAACUGGUGUGGAAAUAACAUUUUUUAAGCAAUUUAUAAUUUUAAACUGGACUAGCUAAACAAAGGUAAGGAAAAUGUCAAAGAGGAAUAGGUAUCUCAAGGCAUUUAGAUACAGUUUAUGAAGAAAAAAAUUCCUAGCACUAAAAACUUGGUAGCAUCUCAGCAUAGCGGACUAUAUCCCCCCUAUUAAAUGGUAAUGUUUGUACCCCCAAAACCUCGAAUGUGUAAAAUAUAGCCUUAAAAAGGAAGGAAUUGGAACACAUGGAUCUGAAUGAGAACCCCCCCAUCUGAAAUACUUGCAUAUCAAAAUGUCUUUUAUUAUAUAUUAUAACUGACUCGUAAACUUUAGCUCUAAAUAAGAGUUUUAUGGACUUGCUCCUCCCCCGAUUUCUAGUGCUCUGACCCUGAGCCAUGAGAAACUCUGGUGGAUAACGUCGUGCUUCUGUCCCAGCUGCAGUGCAUUUCUUUCCCUCGGCAUCCUGGAGUCUCACUAGCUCCUGGUCUUAGAAAGAAUGAAUUGGAUCUGCUUUGUUUAGAAGUCAUAGGGGUCUUAUUUUGUGUCAUCCCAGUAUUCUACAAGGACCAAGAAAACCCUUUCCCAACAUAUGAACAGUUGGAAUCUGUGCAUUCUUAUGUGAACAGAGAAAGGGUUUCCUUGGGCUGUGUUUGUUUCACCUCAGUCCUAAUGGCCUCACCUACGUGUACUUCCAUCAUAAAAGCAAACCAGUAGCAUGUACCCAGCCCAUGCCCCAAAUUGGUGUUUUCUCUCAGCACAGAAGUUAAAAAUAACGUGUGCCCCCUGUAAGGCCCUCAGAUCCCCAAGGGAACACAGUAAAGGUUCAUGUUGCUUCCUGGUGUGGCUCCCAUAAUGGUCUCAACACCUGUUGCCCUUAGGAAAGGGGGCAAUGAAGUAGUUCUGACCAGCAUUCACACUGGAUGUGCCCAUUCUGGAGUCUUCCUCUGUUGUUACAGAUGUUAUUUAAUCAGUUGGGGCUGGGAGUGAAGGAUAUGUGACUCUACAGCAAAGGUAUUAGAUAACCCAUCUGCCUCCACUGUAGCCAGUGUGCUGCUGUAGCACAAAGAAACAAAACAAAGGUGCAGCGUAAGAGCAUACACAACCCGAGAUGCCCUUGGGAUCUGGGAUAAUGCGAGAGUGCCCUUUGUGUUGUGACCUGAUUCUUAAAAGAAAUCUUCUGAAAGAAUUCUUUAAUUUAGGAUUGAGUUGAAGUCCAGGGUAAUGGAAGCCCUGGGGAAGAGAACAAAAAGAUUGCAAAAUGUAUUCAGCACCCAAAAAUGCAAAACCAAAAAUCCCAUCAGAAUACUAGUUAGUUUGGCAAGAGGUACUUGGAGAAAUCUCUGGGCUUUUCCAUGGGUAGGGUUGAUAGACUUCCUUUUCAGUGAUUUCUGGCUGUGAGAAGCCUCUUAACUCACUAGAAAGGAACGUUAUUUAAAUGGCUAAUUUUGUGUCCCAGAAAGAGAAAUUUAAAAAAAAAAAGAAAGAAAAACAGGACACUAAAGACAGAACCAUGUGACUUGGUGACAAACAGAAGGCAGGGCGCACUAGAAUUUCAAUAGAUUCCCCAAUUCCAUGGAAGAAGCAAGGCCGCCCAACACCUCUCUGUCUGCAAUGAAGAGAGUGCCCAAGCUGAUCAGGCCACGGGGCUGCCGAGACUAGACACUACUUUCCAACUGGGAUGUCCACAGCUCUUUCUGUUUACACAAAGAAAAGGGCUGUUCUUCUAGGUGCCCAGGAAGUAAGACUGCAUGGGGCAAACUUUCAGAAGCAAUCUCUACCCAGUGUUCAGGUUGCAUAUGGAGACAGGAAGAGAAACAGAAGUGCCCUUGAUCUGGAGAAAAUAUUUUCCCAAGAGCCCUCUGUGUAGAGUUGCCAUGUCUGAACCGGCUUCAGCCUCCCCAGAGGAAAAGCUCUGGUGACUCAGUGUUCCUGCAAACAGAGACCGUGGAGAUCAGUUACCCAAAGCAUCAUUUCUGGAACUAGGUGUUAAAAUGAUUAGCCUGACCAAAAUACCCCAAAGAUUUUUCUAAGUCUCUGAACAUUGUUUUUUCUUGGACACUAAGUCCAUAGUAGUCAGUGGUGUACAUUAACAGAGUCCAGAAAACAGGAAUGCUAGGGUUUGUUGAUUUUUAGGGUGCACAGGUAGAGGAAGAGGGCUGUGUGGCACUGGUUCUUUUUCAGAACUAUGCAUUUCACUGAAGGAGGGGUGGCAAUACCCCAUGUUGAAACAAGGAACAUCACCUUUUCACACCACUAACUAAAACACCUGGACGCCAGUGUCUCUUCAGGCCCAGCCUAUUGCUCCAUAUACUGAAUACUUUCAGACUAAAAUCUAAUCUGAAGUGACCUCAGCUAAGGUAUUUUUACAAGAAGCCACUUGUAGUAAAGAGUGAUUGCCUUAAAUCAGAAAGCCCAGAGGAGAGGACAGAAGAUAGAGAAAUUGGAAGGGUGUGCAAACAUGGACAUUUCUUGCUUUUUAGUAGCUGCAUUAUCACAAAAAUGAGCCCUAUUCGUGACUAAUGGAAACAGUGGGUUUGGGAGGGGAGGCACCAAACUUGUCCAGAAUUGGCUGCUCUCAGGAAAUAGAUGCUAUUUCCUAUCCUAUUUCAGUAACAUAGCUCUAGCUCUGAGCUAGAGGUAAAAUAAACAUCAGAUUAGCUAAACAGUGAAUUCCAUAGGACAGGAUCACAGGUGUCUGGGGUUCCAUUCUGAAUCAUUAAUGGAGAACAAUCUCAACAAAACUUUCUUUCCUAUUCAGUGUAUAUCUCUAAACUUUUUUCUCAGUUUUAGUGAGCAUCUGGUUUAUCUGGUGGUUCUUUGUUAAGUGUAAACUCACAACUUUCGAGUCUUCAGUGAAGGAACCUACUCUGAGAUCGAAGGGGAAAUCUAGCCACAGUAAUAGGAGUCCCGGGUUUUGAGAUACCUGAUUAGGGCAUAAAAAGUCCCUACUAGCCCACUUUCAAAUUCAGAGGUUUCCUUGGUUCAAUCAAAAUGCCUCGAUGAGAUUCUGAUACACCCAAGACAGAAAAAAAAAUUAACCUCAUAGUAUACGUUUGUUUCUACUACUGUUGGAUCUGAAGUUCGUUAUUGCCCAGCAAAAUCAUUGCAGUUUAUAUGCAGAUUCUAGUACUGAAAGGGACUUAACCCCCCAGUUUGGCACAGCUGCUGGCCAACAUGUCUAUAGAUAAGUGUACAUUAUGCAUGUACACACCCAGUGUGGGAUGCUCUCAGUGCAAAAGUGUUCCAAAUUCACAGUCCCCAGCGACAAGGUAGAUCCUGGCACUUCCACUCUGUUGCCUUAGUUGGGUGUCACUGCCAUCCACUAUCUGUGACAAGGCUUUGGGGUGUUCUGCAGGAGCCCACCCAUCAGUAAUUUCUCUGAGAAACUUGAAUAAGCUUUUGUGGAGUCAAGUGCACUUAACCAACUCUGCACUUCUAUUGGAUUUACUGGUGUGUGUGAAUGUGUGUUUGUGUGGACACUUGUAGUCUGGGAGUGUGUGUGUGUGUCUCGAAGGAAGCACACACAGGAGUAGGUCCUGGUGCACAGACACAGUCUCUUCUUCCCACCAUUGUGCUCCAGACUUGUGGCUCUCUUCCCAGGAAGCAGUCACCUGCCCACUCUGUUGCUUUUUGUAGCGUUUCAGAGUUGGGAGAAACAAAGGCAGCUUGUUGGAUCCACAGCAAACCCACAGUGGCAGGCUGUUUUCCUCCAGAAGAAGGUAAAACAGAAGCACUCAACCAGCUAGUCAACAAGAGGGAGCGGCAGCCAGGGCACCUCCCCGGGUCUCCUGGGAGAAAGGGGCACUGAGGCCACGCAGGCAAGGCCCAUAGGAACUUUGGCCUGAGCCAUUCCGUGGCUUAAUGGCCUCCAUUUCUUUCCGCUAUGCAACCCAGCGUGUGCACACAAACACCCACCCACUUGUAUGUCCUACUCCCAAACUAAAGCUUCCUGACCCUGUCCGCCUCUGCAGGACAUCAUAAACUGUGUCUCCUGAAACCGAUGUGGCCUUUGCCAAAGUCUUUCCAGGAGUGGGUUGUUUACUAUGCCUAGCGAACCAAUAGACUCUUGGGGAAAUACUCUUUGGUGAUCUCUAAGAACUGAUGGCUCUCACCUAUCUCAAACGUUAAAGUAGGUAUACUAUUCUAUGUAAAUGGGCCUGGCUCUCAUAGCUGACUUUGAAGGGUGGCCUGGAAACAUUCAGUUUUCUCACUCCCAUGUCCUUUUACUAGAAGUUUUAUUAUUUUUUAUGACAUGUAGGUUACUUCUGCUAAUUUACAGAAUUCAGAGGACAUUUUCUUUCCUCUUCUAUUUUGGUGACUUUCCCCUCUUCCAUUAAGUAAGGCUACUUACAGUUGCAAUCUUUUCCUUGUUAUUAUUUUUUAAAAUGUAUAUUGUCUUUCUAUAUCCAAAAGAAUCUGUGACUGCAACCAUAGGUAUUUCUUUUUACUGGAAAAAAUGAGGUUUUUCUUUUUUAAUUAACAGUACUAGUGACUUUGUGGAAAAAUUUGAGUUACUAUUAAGGUAUGCUUACUUAAGUACAGUACACUACAUUGCAGUAUUUCUGAAAGCUAGAACAUACACAUUAUAACAACUGUAUAUUGAAAUAUAUAUUACAUUAUAUUCAUUUUAACUUUUGAAUCUGCCUAUGUUCAUGAGUUGAUUGAAAUAUUAUUUCUUUGCAUUUAUCACCCAUCACCAACCUGCUGCAGUUAAUCUGGUGCAUUUAAUAAUAAUCAUUACUGCUCUAGUUUGCUUUUUUAAUCAUUAGCUUCAGUAUUGUCUUUACAGGAUUUUAGGAUAUUUUUAAGCUCAGACUUAGCAAAUGUAGGAAAGUGAAAACUUUUUGUAAAAAAAAAAACAAAACCUUUUUUUUGGUGUGGCUAAUACAAAGAGGUUCAUAUUCAAAGUGAUGCUGUUAAGCUGACCCUCUCAAUAUCUGAAGAACAAAGAAGUGCAUAUGAAUGUGUCUGUGAUUUCCCCUCUAGGACUGUCACUGUCUAUAUUUGCUUUAGAAAACAUGGCCGAGAGCCUGCUUAAUCUCCACACGACCUGACCAACCGCUACAGGCUGCGCCUCAAAGGGCUGCUCAUCUGAAAGCAUCAGGCAGCGAGAUGCCUGGUUGUUCCUACUCUGUUUUCAAACAUUGAUUUUCAGGAUUGGUUCUUUACUAACUACUUUCUUUUUUCAGUAUGCUUACAAUUAUUUUAACUAGUCUUUAAUGCUUCCCUGGAGGCAGCUCGGCAGUGUAAUAUUCAUUUCCCUAGGAGAGUUUUUAAAAAAUAAAACCGGAGUUUGGGGAACUUUUCAUGACAGAGGCUAAGAGAAAUAUAUAUAAAAUUUUUUAGUCUGCAGGAUCAAUAAAAUAAGUGAUGGCGCAUGGGUACCUGGCCCUCAGUAUCUCCAGCUGUCUGUUAAGGUGUGGUUUUGGUUCCCUUCUCCUUUAACCAGGCCAUCAUGGAAACUUCAGAAAUUAGGCAUCUUGUCUUCCUAGCAAGAAAUAAUGUCAAAUACUGUUUUCAGAAAAAGACCUCUCUCAUCUUCCUUCAGCCAUUCAGACCAAUGUCUUGGGAAACUGCCCAAGUGGAUAAACUUUACGUCCAUCCUGGGUGCCUGAAACCCGUCUCAUUCUCUCCCUCCUGUUUUCAUGAUAGAACGAAAAUAGCUGUUCAUACUACUCAGCGUGGAAGCCUUUCCCACACUGGACCAAUAUUAAGGCUUCUCAGUGUGAAGAACACCAGUUUCUUCCUUUUGUCUUUCCUGGUGUAUUCUUAUUUUCAAGCCUCACCCCAUUCUGCAGUGCCCCUGCAACACAUGCUUCCCCGCCCCUGCCCCUGCACUUUCCUCAGUGCGCCCUGUUCUGGAGCCCGGCACUCAGGAAGGAGCUGCCUGCUCUAGACUACUUUGAAGGAGCUAACAUGGAGUCUGAUAGCAAAAUUCUCAAUCUGUUUUUCCAAAAUUUUCAACGAAAUCUAUUUCUACUAGACAACAUAUACAUAAAUUGAGAGUUAGGGAAGCUGUGUCCUUUUCCAAUGAUCACAUAAUAACCAAAUUGUGUUCACGCCAUUACUUCCCUCACCUUUUCUCUUCAUUUCUUGUUUCUCUGUAAGACUACUUUAAAUCGCCUGUUUCUACCACCUUGCCAAGAACUCUAAUAAUUAUGACACCUGAGCACCCAUUUCCCUUCCCUUCCCCUACCCCGCUGUAAAUGUCCUUCUUUAAGCUUUAUACUUGAAGAGCAUUGACGUGAGUUCAUCAACUUGAGACUCGUAGGCAGAGUGAAGCACAUCUUCACAGCACCUUCGGGUUCUAAAAGUUAUCAAUAUUCUUUCAGAGUAGGAGGACCUGAGUCAUAGUUUUAAAUGUCAACUGUACUAGCUGAGGUCAUUAAUUCCUUUCACCUUCACAUUUGGCCAAAGAUAAAGAGAAAAAUAUUUUCUGUUUUUUUUCUUUAAAUACCACAGUGUUCAAUUCCUGAUAUGAGUGCACCAUAUCUGAGGGAGAAAAAAAAUAAUGUUAACUAUUUUAACACCUGCUCAUAUUUAGCCAAAUUACCAGAGACUACAUUUACAGAAAUCUAGCAAAAGGGCUAACAUUUCAAAAUAAUUUGGAUAACUGCUCAAGCCUUAGUGAGCUCUUCUAAAAUAAGUAAAACACAUUGUAGGAGACAAUUAGGAACUUUUGUCAUUUGUUAUCUUUUGGAAAAAACAAAUAAUUAUUAAUUGGUUAGAACUUUAAGCAGUAAUGUACUAAGACAUUGAAAGAUUCAAAACUUUUCUAAAGUAUCUACUUUGUAACCAGCUAUUUUUAAACAUAAACUUAAUGUAUGUUUAAAUGAAAUACUAGGGACUGACUAGAUCCUGUGUGAUACACCCCCCAGUUCCUAAACUCUUACCGUAUAAUUCGGUCCUUGUGCUAGAUCUCGUUUCUCCAGAGUGUGGCCCCAAAGACAGUGCUGUUCUGGGUGUGGCAUCUGCAUUAGUCUAGGUUAAUGUCUAAAUCCUCCUUAAUAUCCUAGAGAGUCCAGGGUGUGGAUUUCUUAUUGCUUAUGAGCCUCCUGCUUUCCCAAGCUGACACCUAUCAAGAGCACCAAUAGCCCUCACAGUAACUAAUGCAGCAAAAGAAUGGUCAGAAACAUUAUCAUAUAGAUUUGGGAGGAUUGGAAGGAAUUUCUUUUUUUUUCCUUGUAAAAAGCUUGCUUCCUCCCCCAAACCCCACCACAAUGCAUUUCAGAAAGUCUGCAUCUCAUUUUACAGAUCUGUAGUUUUAGUAUUUACAAAUAUAGCUUAGGAAAUCUAAUGAGAUUGAGGCUGGUAGCAGACCAGUUUAUUUUCUGCACUGGACUUUAGGACAAGUGUGACAGAUGCAAUUCCUUUAAAGAAAGUGAAACUAACAUAGUAAAGCCAAGGGAUAAUACUUUUACACAUUAAAACAGUUGUUUGCUAUCUAUAAACCUUGAUUUAAGCAUAAUUACUAUUUUUUAGAAAUAUGAAACUGGAGGAAUGUGUAUUUCAGUAAAGUUUGUCUGUUAAUUUAUUUGUUUACCUUUAUCUCUUUCUUCUCAAGAUAGUAAAGAUUUGGAUUCUUUAAUUUGGUGGCCGUAAGCAGCAGUUGGGUAACUGCAGGCCCUCUCCAUACUCCUCUCCCUCUUGCAGUGAAAAAGCCUUCCAUCCUACCAUUUAAGGAGUCUUUUCUCCAUGAAAAUCUUAUCUUUCUUUUCUAGUAGCCACGUGAGAGCUUUGCAGAGAGAAAGUCUCUCUGCACUUUCAGGGUAGAAUAGUUAAAAUAACUGUUCCUUGAAAAAGACACCCCAUUUACCUAAACUAACAGGUCUUGGGCCAAAGAAUAGGAGUUGACUGCAGGUGAAGGUCAUUUAUUUUACACUACAUAUCUUAUCAUCUCCUCAAAUUUUAGAAACACGGCUGGGAAUAAGUUAAUUUAAUGAGAAUUCUCUUUGGGUGUGUCUUGUUAAUAUCUAGUGCGGAAUACCCAGAAAAGGAAAAAGAAAAAAAGAAUUGCUGCUAAAAUCCAUUAAUCUAUACCUUUCUGUGUCCAUGAGGUCUUCAAUAGAAAAAUGCCCUCCCUCCACUGCUUCUCACCUCUCCCACCUGGCACUGCAGGUGCAAGGGGCCGAGGGAGACUGGCCCAGACUGGAGAGUGCUCCACCAACCACACACCCCCACACAAGCAGGACAGGCCCAAGUAGAAACUUUUAUUUUUAAAGGAAAAUUGUAGUGUUUCAUUUGAAAGCAUACUGCUUUCAACUCAGCUCAAUUUACAGAUAGCCUGGCAACCUUUUUAUAACAUGUGUUUUGUGCUAUAAUUUGUGUUCUUAGCUCAAUCUUAAAAAUAAUUGCCAUUUCAAUUAAAUGAACAGAGGAAAAGCGAGAGGGAAACAGGGCAAUGCGAUGGGACUAAAUCUGAUACAGUUGUGGUUACCAGAGACAGUUAACACCAUUCACCCGUCGCCAUUCUUGCCCACCUCUCACUAUUACAGUCCCAAGAAUUAGUAAGAUAACCUCUCUUCUUUGUGAUUUGAGACUUCUCUUCAUACUGUCAAACCCCUGUUGAGAAGUUGUGGAAACCCUUGACUGCUCCAGAUCUAACCUGCCUCGAGGGGACAUGCAGAGAGACAACUGAAAAUAAACCAGUGGUUCAGAUUUGAUACCAGAUUCAGGCAUAACUGGAAGUGCUUUGUGCAUGUCCACUGCCAGGGGGUCUUUGAAAAAUAAGGCUGGUUGCUCAGCAUCUGCCCUCCUUGGGACAAACUUUGGUUUGGAACCAUCUGUAUGUCCACUUGUAGGAGAAAAUGGUCUAGGACAUGGUCGGCAGUGAAGCUCCUUCCUUCAUCCCAUGGAUUUGAACCUCAGAUUUCCGGUGGGGGGGGGCUCUUAAGAUAUAAACUAACCGUAACUUUCAUAUAUCUUAUUAUUAAAUUUUUUUGCACUAUUGUUAAAAGAACUGUGGUUUUCAGAGUACGUGAAAGCAGACUAUCUUAGUAAUCUUCAUCAUAGCAAACAAAGGCAAAAAGUUGACAGAAUCGAGAGUAUCUAAGUAAUUUGAGUGUGCCCAACCCACUAUGCCAAACACUUCUGUUUAUAUAAUCUGUUCUAAACUAUAUAGUCAUUCUCCUGAGGCUUCCAGCAUGUGUGCGUGUGUGUGCGUGUGUGUGUGUGUGUGUGUGUGUGUGUGUGAGAGAGAGAGAGAGAGAGAGAGAGAGAGAGAGAGAGAGAGAGAGAGAGAAGACAGCAGAUUCAUAUUUGGAGAGUGGAGACCCAGACAAACUUACUCUUGAGGAUUCCCAAAUGCACAGCAUUUCUCCAGAAUCAGUACUGCCAUAUCCUAAACUAAUUCCAGAUUAAUCUUAAGUGAGAAGUAAGCUCCCUAAGAUAUCCUACUAUGAAUGUUUUUUCUUACAGAAUAAUACAAUAAAAGGUACAAUGCAGACUCUUUAAUAAUUUGCUUUUAUAUUUAGUAACUACACUUUUCAUGUGAGUGUGUCAUUGAGCUAUUUGUACCAAUUUUCAACCUAUCAUCCUAAGAGGGGCCUUGAUAAUUUUUGUGUAUGUGUAUUUAGAUGUAUUUAUGUGUAUUCAGAAAAAAAGUGAAUAGGAGAAGAAUGAGGCAAGGGAGAGGGUGGUCAAGUGAAGAAGUGAGUGUCCCUCCUGCCCCUAUUUAUGUUAGGUGAAGCGGCUGCUGUCCGAGGCCUUGGAGGAAGCGCUGAUUGCACUAUUCCACAAUAAGAGCCUGGCACUGUUAAAUUUAGGACCACAUUUUUGAGAAACAGGAAUGCUUUGUCUUUUCCUGUAUCCAUUCCCUUUAGCAUCAGAGCCAUUUGACAUGAUGAAAACCAUUCAAUAAAACCACUACUGACCUUUGCAUUAAGUAGUUAUUUUCCUUUUCUAAAUAGUACCCUUGUUUUCAACUCGACUGCUUCCCUUUGUUUUCUGCCAAUUGGUGUAACGGUUCACAGAACAAUGCAUAGGUGCAUGUGAGUUGUUUCUCUCCCCUGAGCUGAAACAAACAGAGGCAGCAAAAGAGAUGACUCACAGAGGUGUAAGGUGGAGACUGAAUUUCCCACUUUUGUGGCACUGGUAACCUUUAGUAAGAGCUGUUCAGGGUUGAGCUUGGGUCUGUUGUGAUAGGGCUUUUUUCUUUUUCUUUUUUUUUUUGCACUAAAUAUGACUGCACUGCAUUGCACUACUGAAAUGUAUUUACUUGUGCUGGGAGAGAGUGUGUGAGGUAUGACAAAGAAAGAAACAAGUUAUGAAACUAGAAGUAUCACAAAAAUGGAGAGUUAUUUCCAUCGUGAUUGGUCUUAGUGGGGUUGGUGAAAAUCUGUGGAAUCUGCCAAUUCUUAAUAAGGCCUAGAAACUGCCAUGCUGACGGGAUCUGUUUCCUUAUUAUCGGGAAGCUGGGUUAGUGUAGUAAACAUAAGAUGUUUAAGAGAAAUUUGGCCAAUGUCAUCUCCAACUGAACUCUCAGUAAGAGCUGCAGUGGUAAGGAAGCCAGCCGCAGAGGUGGGAAAACCUUCACUUUGGCCUGCCCACCAGACCCCUUGCUGAUGCAUAUUCCAGUGUGGCAGAGUGCAGUGGUAAUGUCCCCCUUUCAAAAAAUAAACCAAACCUGUAGUGAUGUCCACAUUGGAGAGACCCUUUCAGCCUGAGCAUACUUUCCAUCCGUGGGUAAAACCUAGUUCAAGCUAACCAAAGAGGAAGGCUAUGCAUGUGGUAAAAACCCUUUAAGAUGACAGUAAGGGAACAGUGCAAUAAACACAGAAAACCAGUGAGGUGAGAAGCUUAUUUUGAAACAUGCUAAGCCAACUUUGAAAUUGGAGGAAAGGGUUGGAGGAUUGAACAGAACCUACUUACUAGCUGCUCUGGUGUAGACUAUCCUUUAUUAAGCAGAAGACCUCCACAGUGCCUAAAAGUUUAAUUUGAAGUUGUUGGUUUCUUCAAUUUUUUAAUUGGAUUUAUUUUUAUUGCCUUGUUUAAUCUUAGAAAUAAUUAGAGGUUAUGGCUCUGUAGUGUCCAUUAAUAAUCUUACAUCACAAGAAAAACAAUAGGUUGUAUAGGGAAUAAUAACACGAGGGGGAAAAUGCUGAAGACUCUUCCAGAAUCCAAGGUGACAGCUCUGAUGAUUCUGGCUAUCGCAUGUGGAGGUAUCAAUUUAGAGAUCGCUCAGUGGAGGCCUCUUUACUAAGUUUAUAACAUUGAUGCCUAUCUCUUCCUCUCUCCUCCUUAAAGCUCCAUCCAAGUCUACUAUCCCAAAGUAAAAAAAAAAAAAAAAAUUAAGGAAGCUGUCAGCCCUGCUAGUUGGGAAAACUCCAUUUAGAGCUUUCAGAACUAACAUAACCAACCCCUUAAAUAUUCAAAGCAUUAGCUCCAUUUUAAAUAAGAAGCUCUAAAUUCAGAGCUCUUAACAGGUACUUAGAGAUGUGCAUUGGGUGGGCACCAAACAGAUACUGACCGCAGCAAACCAAAGUUAUAGAAAGAAAUAAUUGACUAUGUACACAAUAUAUUCACAUUGAUUGUCCUAGGACACUUCUCUGGAGACUUUGGGAAAACAACUUCUUCCUUGAAACUUGCAUACCCACUGCAGUUUUCUCACCAAAGAUUUGAAUCUCUAGAGCCUGACCUCCUCUCUCCCAGACAAAAGUAAUGCAACGAGCUCAAGAGAUACGCCUUGGUGGUGAAGGAAUGACGCUUUGCUUUUCAUUCAGUUUAUAGUGACAUUUACAGGAGAUUUGUUAGUGGAGGAGCUACUGAACUGUCUUUAAGACUUAGGGUUUGGUCAGAGGUUGAGAAAACAGGAAAAUAAUAAACAGCAGUACUUGACACUGUAAUCUAGUAAAAAUAGAGUCAUGACCUGGACACUGAUGGAGAAAAAGAAACUUCCGUGGAAGAGAGUGAGCUGAGUCAUUUUAGAACCAAACGAGGGUCACUAGUGAGACACGGGGCCACACGGACCCAGAGCACAUCAGUGCUCUUCACGGCCAGAGCCAACCUCAGCGGCCAGUGCGGAGUCAGAGAGCUGGCCCAUGAAUUCAAGUGUUAAAAAGGCCAGUCUGGGUUUCAUUGUGGUUGUGAGAGUGGUUAAAAUGCCCAUGCUCAUGACAAGGCAAAUGCUGAGGCUGAUCUGUUGUGAUAGUGCCUUUCUUGUUAUAGUGAGUACUAUAUUACUAAUUUGUUCAGUUAUGCUUUUCUGGAUCAUUGCCCCCAGUCUUCUGAGGAGGUCUGAAGGGAUAGUGUUCUCGUAGGAUGAAGGGAUAGGAUAUUGCUCCUGGAAUGCUGUGAUUUGAUGAUAUUUGCACUAGAUUCUAAACUCUACUUUAAACUGGAGCAACUGAAUGAGAGAAAAACCAAGGAUGGUUUGAGGUUAGAAGAAACCAAAAACAGUAUUUUCUGACUGAUGCCAUUUCUUUUUCUUCUUCCAUUUUUUUCCUGAAAGAAAAACUUUAUACUUGUUGAUUAACCAAGCUCAACUCUUACCCAUUCUUGUCCUUCAUAUUCUUUUUCCCACACUGAAAUAUCAGUAUGACCAACUGUCGGGUAGGAAAGGCUAAUGUAAAGAGCCUCUGUCAGUACAACUUCGCAUCUCUCUUCUGCCUCGUCAGGGGCCUGGAAUGUGGGGGCAGGGAACCUCCAGAGGCACGUAACCCUCAGGAACGUCAGUGAGCCUGGAUAUCAGAUUGAGAGUUAAGCUGACACAUGUUUUCUUAGAGGACACUGGGGCCUGUAGUGAAUCCUAAAGGAUGCCCAGAACGAGAAAGAAAACAAUUAUUGAAAACAAAGGGAGGUGAAGAUGUUGCCCGAAGUUUGCCUAUUGCAACUUUCUCUUCUCUUUCCCACCUCACUGCCAUGUCCUAUCAGAAUUAUAUUUCAUCUCAUAUAUUUUAUGUCAACAAAAGAAUUAUUUGGUUCCUUGGUUUCCCUCUUUAUUGGUGGGCUGGGAACUCCUCCGAAAUUAAAAACAGAUACCAUCAGCUGCUCCCCUGUGGCCAAACAGUUUCUCAAAUGCUGUCCAUCUGGUCUUGACCGGUCAACUAAGAUAACUUGGAAGCUUUGGCUGGCUCAACCACCUGUCCACUUUAUUUUUGUUUUGUUUCCAUUUCUGUUUGAAUUUCAAGUGAUCCUAUGAAAAGGUGGAAAUCAUGGGUAAGGCUUGAAGGCUGCAGUUUUAGGGUAUAGCUUAUCAGGAGUUUGUAUGAUCCAAAAUACAUCUUUCUACACCUGUUUUCAGUUUAAUCCAUUGCCCUGAUUAUAAUUUCUAUAUAUUUGUGGUUAUUUUUAUAAGACUAGAGUCCACUUGCUAUGUCUGUUUGAGUACUUUUUUCUAUUUUCCCCGUGUGGAUGCAGUACCAACCUGUUCAUGAAAUAUCUUAUUAUUAUAUUAUUAAUAUGUAAUUCUACUGUAGACCAAAAAUAUAAAAACAAAUUUGUUCAUUUUAGAGAUGUAAAGAACUAGUGAGUGAAAGAUUCAGAGUUGAAGGAAAAGACAGAAAAGCAGUGGUUAACUAUGUCGAGUUAGAAAUCUAAGAGUAGCCUUACCUAUUUUUUAACCAGUGCUUGCCAAUCAUACCAUAGUUGAGAUUGUAUAGUCUUGGCUCCUUCAUUCUUGUGCUCUAUAAUUCUUGUUUGUCUGUUUGUUUUUCUUUUAUGUAAUUGAGGUUGCACAUCAUGCUAUUUUUGGAAAUGCCUGAUUUUAUUAUAUUGUACUUUUAUCAGUCAUUUUCUUUAGAAGGAUGGGGGAAAGUUUUAUUUCUUCUUUUAAUUUAAAAUUUGUUGAAUGCACUGGAAAUAAAAUUGGACACAUUUCACUGUUUAAAAAAUCAGAAACAAAACAAAACAAAAACCACAAAGAAAAAACCAGCAACCCAAUAAGCGACAGGGAAAAAAGGUAUGAAAAAAAUCAACUUGUACCAAAUACACAUACAACAUAUAUCCCACACAAAAGAGAAAUACCAUCAAAUAAGAAAAAUAUUUAAGCUACAAUGCCGAAAACAGAAAAGAAACCUGGCUUCAACAGGGAAGAUUCCUCUCAAAGAGCAUGCCUUUGAGAUCUGAGAGCCUGUCAUUGUCCCAGUUAAUGAUGCCCAAUCCCAGUAAAUGUGGGACAGGCGACUGUGGAGGAAGUCACUUUGACCUUCCUCAUCCACCGGAGCUCUCCAUCACCUUGUAUCCCAUGCUUGAGCUCCAUUUUGAGAGACAAAAAAAAAAAGAUGUGCUGUGGUUGAGAAAGUGGCUUGUAUAGAGGUAUGCAUGCUGCACACAUGGACAGAGCUUAGGGCUCUGCCCAGGUACUGCCUCACGGGAUUCUUUUCUCCGUGGCGAUUUGCAGCGGAUAGGCCUGCAGCGUGGGAGGCUGUCAAUGACGUGUACAUCAUCAGCUGUUGCUAAACAGCCUCUUGACUCCAACCUGAUCUGGCCUCUUCAGCAGCCCCAGAUACCAGCAGAGCCAGUGCACCCAUACACAGGCACAGGAAAUGCAAAGGCAGAGAUAGUUUUCCUAGCCAACUGGCUGUGUCAUUUGCUCAGUGUUUGCUGGGGUUUUCUGGUUUUGUUUUGUUUUAGAGUAGGGGUGGGAGUGGAUGUAACUUUACAAUCUUAAUACAGUAAUUGUUUUGCAUCUUCCAUGUUUUAUGCAAAAACAGACAUUUAAAUCAAUAAAUAAUUGUGCCCUAGACUGAAAGUUAAUGUUUAGGAGAGGAAAAAAAUUGUUGGAAUUUUUUCUACAUUUUUUUGUGAAGAAUCUUUUUUGGAAAGGAAGGAUACAUAUUUUUGUUGUGUAAUAUUUUCUAUUUUUGAAUGCAUUUUAUUGGUACAAGACUGUUUUUUUGGUGAAGACAUUAUUUAAAAAAGAAAAAAAAGAAAAAAACUAAUUGAAAAGUUUGCCCUUAAGGAUAUGCUGCAGUUUUGAGGUUAAAAAAAAAUAACUGAUUCAAGAUGCGUGUUUAAAGUUGGGAUUAUAUUGUUGUUUUUUGUAAUUGUUACAAGAAGAAGUUUGUACCCACUGCUGUUUAUUUUGUUUCAGAUGAGUAAGUAAAGGGAUUGUUCUUGUUUUAUUCUUUUUUUAGAGAAAAAAAUGCUAUUUAUGAAAUGUCAAAAACACUGGACUGUGAGUUUAAGUGUGGAAGCAUUUUACCACCCUGUGUCUUCAACCGAUUAUGGGAACCCCUUUUCUCUUCCUCCCACCUUAGCCUUGCCAAAUGAGAAAAAAAUAUAACAGCAGUCAGAUGAUUGAAGCCACUGAAGCCCUGCUUUAAUUGUUAUGGUUUGAGGAAGUCAGAAAACCAAAGUUAAAUUUGUUUCAGAAAUCCCACUGUCUGUAGCCCUUUUUGUAUGACACAGCCCGUUGCUCUGCCUCACCGUCUUGGACCAGUGCCUUCCAAAGGACUGGGGCCAACUCCGGUUCAGAGAGAGGCUAAAAGGUGGUGAGCCUGGAAGUUGAGGCCUUACGAAGCAAAUGUGAAUGAGACUUCAACCUCUCAGUGGGCAACCACGCUUUACCAUCCUGUGGUGAGGCUGCCCAGAGCACGCUGCUUACGGGGCGCCUGAGGAGAGAGCUUCUCCUAGCUACUAAGAGUCUCCUGUUAACUAACCAUCGCUCUCCGGAAGGGCUUUGCCUUUGUCGGCAGCCCACAAGCCAAGGCUGGGAUAGGGGCAGAGGGAUUCAGCUGAAAGAAAUGGCUGUUCGAGCUGUGAAGGCACGCCCUGCCCGGAGGAAGGUAGGGCAAGGGGCGCCUGCCUCCUCUCUGAUUCUGUAGAUUGUCCAUCUGCUCACUGUGAAGACGGACAGGCAGAGUGCCCUCAGGCUGUUCAAUAGCUUUUCCAUAUGUUUUCAACAUUUAAAAAAUAAUCUUUAAAAACUGUGAUUUUAAAAAAAUCAUUUGGCUGGAGGGAAGGGAAAAGGGAAACACCAAAAGCUGUAACAUGAUUAACUGGAGAUAUUUAACUGGGGGCACUUUCUAGACCAAGACAAAUGAAUUCCAUUCUGGACCCCAAAGCAGCCAAAUCUCGAGACUGUCAAUGACAGAAAGCUGAAGAGAGGCCUCCAUUUCCUCCUUUCUUCCUUCUUCUCUCUGUCUCAAAAUUCUCUUGUUCUCCUUUCCCAGCCUCCUUUGGACUGCUGCCCCAGUGGCCCUUGGACUCCCAUUUCGUGUGUGCACACAUGUGCACACACCCCCACACACACCAACUUGCAAAACACCAUUUUUCUGGGACCGAAUAAAAUCAUGUGCCUUCAUUUUUUCCUUUUAUAGUUAGGUGAACCUUUUCAUUUUUACAGUGUAUUAAAAAAUAGGGGAGGUUGAAGUGUUGGAGGACUUGAGCAUCAUUUGAGAAGUAAUUUUUGUCUAGCACAUUCCCCCUAAACAUUGAACACAAACAUUUCAACCCCUUCAUGACUUUCUGAACAUUUAGAAUAUCACGUAACUAGAUACAUAACAGCCUAAACCCAUUUGAUCUUAGAGCAAUUCCUGAAAAUUCUAUUUCAUACACUUCUUUGAUCUUUUUCAAAAAUGAGGUGAACAAUGGCAAGCAGCCUUGUUCCCCCGAUCUGGUGCUUUUGCGUGUGGCGUGGGGUGGGGUGGGGGUGCAUUCCUACAGGUCUCCGGUGCUGAAGGGCCUCAAGUUCCUUUCAGAGACAGCAUUGGACACACUUUAGGUACACACAGAUGACUGGUAUCACAUGCAAUACUUUAAUGGAGCAAUGGGAGCGGCUCUUUGAAAUGGGGUUUUGCGUCUUUUUGUAACAUUUUGAUUUCUCUGGUGCCUUAUUCCUAAUCAGUGCUGGCACUCACAUACCCACAGGGAACUGACAGGAAGUCAGCCUCGAGAGAGGGGACGCAUGGGCGAUGCUUGAACGUGCGGGCACAUGGGCAGCUUGGUGUCAGUUGGUGGGGAGGAGAUAAGAUGGUGUCCCUUAGCUGAAGCCAAGCAGGAACUGCACAAAUCCAUACAAAGUUGACAAUUCCAACCUGUAAACGCACCGCAAACUCAUCCUUCCUCAUCUGAGCUUUCCUUCCUUCUUCCUCUUCUAUCUCCGCCUUCUCCUAAAGGUGCUGCUGCUGCUGCUGCUGCUGCUAAGGUGCCGGAGUCCAGAAUGCCCAGUAAUCACUCAGGCACGAGCCUGGCACUGCCACGUCAGCCCCUGGCACGACCAAACCCAGGUUUCUCUUGUUUGGGGCUGAGAACCGUCAGAUUUUUCUCAUCAAAAGUGUUUUCCAAGGAAUCAGUGGAUUACAGCUAUUCUGCAUUGAAAAUGCACUUUAAAAAAUGAAUAGAAGCUCCAUACUGUUUAAAAUGGGCAGAGGGAGCAGGGGAAAGAUAAACGCGUGCUAGUGUCUGAACCCAGUUCAGUUUAUCUCCAGUUGAAACAAUAUACACUAUAAUAUGUAUAAAUGUAUACACACCUCUUAUACAUAUCCAUAUAUAUAGUGUAUAUAUUAUACAUGUAUAGGUGUGUAUAUGUGCAUCUAUACACAUGUGCACACAACAAGAUCAGAUGCUCAUUACAAAUCCAGAUGCUCAUACAAACCCAGAUGCUACACAAACAGCAGCAGAGGAAACAAGGUUGGACUCUUGCAACAGAUCACAAAAAAUAAAAACAGCUACUUGCAGUGACUUCGGUCAUUUCUUUGUGUUCACAAGGAAUGGAUUGUAACAGAUUAAAAAAGGAACAGUGUUAGUGAAAGAGGAAAAGUGGGCGAAACCAUCUUGAUCCAAUGGGAAUGCAGUAAUGUUCUAUACCAUUUCGUGUUACUUCCUUUAGUCAUGUUGAUUUGAUUUCAGUUUUUGGCUAUUAAAUAAAUUUUUAAACUCAAGUGACCCACAACAAACUGAAUAAAACAACUACAGUGAAAGCCCUUUUCAAGGAAGAUGUCAGUAAUCUCAAAACCCUUGGCCUGGCUCAGAACUACCAUGUGCAAAUCAGUACUCUUAAUGUUUGAAAUAAAAACUGAAAAAAAAAAAACUUUUUUGAAGCACCUUAAUGUGGCCAUCCAUUCGAGGAGUGGGUGCCACUUUUUUCUUUGAGCACCUUAUUGACAUGUUUUGCUAUCUGCUGUCUUUCUGUUACCUGUUGGCUGAAUGGCUAGCUGUUAACACACACGUGCGCUCAGACCAGGCGUCUGGGCACGUGUGGUCUCGAUGAAGUUUACUGUGGUGACUGCUGGAAGGUGAACCUGUUUCCUGAUUUUCCUGCCACAGUGUUGUGAUAAGAUUCGAAGAAACCCUAUUUCCUGCACAGAAAUGUUUCUUAUCACAGUGUAUCUUCAUAUGGAAAGGAAUGUGGUCCCUUUUUUGCAAUUGCUACUGUACACACACACACACACACACACACACAAAAAAAAAAUGUAUCCAUUCAUCCAAGUGGUAUUUUCAAAGUCUGUGUGGGUGUCGCUGUUUAUGCAGUUUCUAUUUCCCAGUGAAUUUUGAAGGGAGGGCAACUUUUGUAACCAGAUCUUUUGUUCAGACAGAAGACCCGGGAAUUGGGGAGGAGUUUGGAAAGAGGGGGAGGCAAGGAAAAAGAGAGCUUUGAAUCAAAAAAGUAAUUUCCCAAGAGGAACUUGGGCUCAAUGACUUCAGAGACUAUAGCCUCCGACCCUUGCAGGUGGGCAUGGAACACUGCUCCCACCAGUCCGUGUGCCGUAGAACCCCUGUAAACACAAGCACACACCCACCCAUCAGCAUACACGUGGUUUGGGAUGAGCAGGUCAAUAGUUUUGAGAGGGAGUUUGUUCCUUUUUUUUUCCUCAUUAUACUCUUAAAUUGUUGUCAGUUAUCAAACAAAAAGUUGUUUUGAAAAACCUUGCAUACGCCUUUUCUAUCAAGUGCUUUAAAAUAUAGACUAAAUACACACAUCCUGCCAGUUUUUUCUUACAGUGACAGUAUCCUUACCUGCCAUUUAAUAUUAGCCUCGUAUUUUUCUCACGUAUAUUUACCUGUGACUUGUAUUUGUUAUUUAAACAGGAAAAAAACAUUCAAAAAAAGAAAAAUUAACUGUAGCGCUUCAUUAUACUAUUAUAUUAUUAUUAUUGUGACAUUUUGGAAUACUGUGAAGUUUUAUCUCUUGCAUAUACUUUAUACAGAAGUAUUACGCCUUAAAAAUACGAAAAUAAAUUUUACAAGGUUUCUGUUUUGUGUGGAAGAGUAAUUGAUGUUGCUAAGAAUGAUGUUUGUUUUUUGGGGUUUUUGUUGUUUUUUUUAAAUGUUACCAGCACUUUUUUUGUAAGUUUCACUUUCCGAGGUAUUGUACAAGUUCACACUGUUUGUGAAGUUUGAAUAUGAAGGAAUAAUUAAAAAAAAAACUCUUCUCUUGGUU
This is a messenger RNA of Phyllostomus hastatus (greater spear-nosed bat), 26117 nucleotides long. RefSeq names its product zinc finger and BTB domain containing 20 (gene ZBTB20). The transcript has 13 exons. Lineage: Eukaryota; Metazoa; Chordata; Mammalia; Chiroptera; Phyllostomidae. Gene Ontology annotation, molecular function: RNA polymerase II cis-regulatory region sequence-specific DNA binding; DNA-binding transcription factor activity, RNA polymerase II-specific; protein binding. Bases 825 to 3050 code for a protein of 741 amino acids. The record is from RefSeq and is a predicted model, not a curated record. Gene Ontology annotation, biological process: regulation of transcription by RNA polymerase II.